Jaculus jaculus (lesser Egyptian jerboa) is the source of this 1218-nucleotide messenger RNA. RefSeq names its product HLA class II histocompatibility antigen, DO alpha chain. Gene Ontology annotation, molecular function: MHC class II protein complex binding. Gene Ontology annotation, biological process: positive regulation of T cell activation; immunoglobulin production involved in immunoglobulin-mediated immune response; immune response. NCBI's taxonomy places the organism in Eukaryota, Metazoa, Chordata, Mammalia, Rodentia, Dipodidae. Gene Ontology annotation, cellular component: membrane; MHC class II protein complex. The transcript is spliced from 5 exons. The record is from RefSeq and is a predicted model, not a curated record. The coding region runs from base 4 to 783 and encodes 259 amino acids.
CUUAUGCCUCACACACAGCGCAAGCCCUGGAGAGCCAUGGCGGUCUGUGUGCGGCUGCUCCUGGGCCUCCACGUGACGACCCUCCUGAGCCCCCAGGAGUCAGGGGCCACUGAAGCCGACCACAUGGGCUCCUAUGGACCAGCCUUCUACCAGUCUUACGAUGCCUCGGGCCAGUUCACCCACGAAUUUGAUGGGGAACAAAUGUUCUCAGUGGAGCUGAAGACCAGGGAGGUUGUGUGGCGGCUGCCUGAGUUUGGUGACCUCACCCACUUUGACCUUCAGGGUGGACUGGCCAGCAUCGCCAGCAUCAGAGCCCAUCUGGAGGUCUUGGUGGAACGUUCCAACCGGACCAGAGCCACCAGCGUGCCUCCGAGAGUGACUGUUCUCCCCAAGUCUCACGUGGAGCUGGGUAAGCCCAACACCCUCAUCUGCAUCGUGGAAAACAUCUUUCCCCCCGUGAUCACUAUCACCUGGCUGCGCAAUGGUCAAACUGUCAGCGAGGGAGUGGCCCAGACCAGCUUCUAUUCCCAGCCUGACCACUUGUUCCGCAAGUUCCACUACCUGACCUUUGUGCCCUCGGCUGAGGAUGUCUAUGACUGCCAGGUGGAGCACUGGGGCCUGGACGGGCCUCUCCUCCGGCACUGGGAGCCCCAGGUGCCUGCCCCACCAGACACCACAGAGACCCUGGUCUGGGCUCUGGGACUGGCCAUCGGCCUGGUGAGCUUCCUCCUUGGCACCCUCCUCAUCAUCACAGGCACAUGCCGGCCCAGUGUUCCCAGGUAACCACUAUUCUGAGAGAACCAGACUGCGGGAGAUGCUCUCUGGAUCCCUUGCAGGUUUACUGCAGCCUUCGCACGCCCAGCGGUCCGCUCGGUACAUCCACCGUGUUGAUGCUGACGAACGUCGGCCUCUGUUCUGCAGGUCCCCUCCCUUCUGGCCCCAGCAGUCCUGGUAGAACUUGGGCACAGCCAGCUCCCCCCCCCCCCGUGCUAAUUCACUCACACUCGUGCUCUAUCCAAAGCUUGAGCUAGGAGCACUGACUCCUUCCAUGGUGUGUGUACUGAAUCCUUUUUACUGGCCCUUGGUCGAGACUGCUUACAGGUGUGAGGGAUGCUGGAACCUGAAGAGGAGCUCUGGACAGUGACCAUCAAGAGUGACCACAUUGACCAUCUUUCUUGGGCUGGUCCAGCUGUGUCUUAUUCGGCCCAUUGUGUAAUA